AUGGACGUGGCCGACAUGUACGCCUUGCUGGUACAGGGGAACAGCGCCUUGGGCGGCGGCGGGUACCUGGCGGACCCGACGACGUGGGGCGCGUGGGCACACGAGGGGCACCGGCUGUGGGCGUCCAUGUCGGAGGAGUUCUGGGUGUAUGUGUACAAGGUGCGGCGGUGCCCGCAGCCGUGCAGCCACGACUGGACGGCCUGCCCCUACGCGCACAAGGGCGAGCGCGCACGCCGCCGCGACCCGCGCCGUUUCGCCUACGUCGCCGUCUCCUGCCCGGACUACCGCGCGCAAGCGCAGGCGCAGCUCGCCGCCGGAGGCGGGCAGCCGGCGCCGAGCUGCCGGCGCGGGCUCAAGUGCCGGUACGCGCACGGCGUGUUCGAGCUCUGGCUGCACCCCUCCCGGUUCCGCACGCGCAUGUGCGAGGCUGGCCGGCGCUGCCCGCGGCCGAUCUGCUUCUUCGCCCACUUGCCGGCGGAGCUCAGGGUCCACGACCACAUCGCCGCUGGCGCCCUGUCCCUUCCGAUGAUCUCCCUGCCGCCGUCGCCGCCUCGGCUACUCCAUCGUGCGCCUUCUCCUCCUCUGGCGUCGCCGCCGCCGACGGCUGUUUCACGUGGCCAGCUGUUCGAUGAUCUGACCCUGCAGUCCACGCACAAGCAGAACAGGCUUCGGCUGCUGAGCCUGUACUCUGCCGUCGCCGCCGACACCGUUUUUUCCUCCCCUGCCACCUCCGCCGCUGCUGUUGCUGCCACCGCUGCAGCUGCUUCUGCCGCCACCGUGCCGACCCUGAUGGCCUUACCGGCGGGCGGCGGCGAGGACGUGAAGGGCGUCCGUUGUGCGGAGGAGGAGGACUCUGUGAUGAACGACUACCAGUACCCGCACGUUGAUCUCAUCAUGGACCUGGUGAGCUAG
Messenger RNA from Lolium rigidum, 912 nucleotides. RefSeq names its product zinc finger CCCH domain-containing protein 61-like. Lineage: Eukaryota; Viridiplantae; Streptophyta; Magnoliopsida; Poales; Poaceae. Bases 1 to 912 code for a protein of 303 amino acids. The record is from RefSeq and is a predicted model, not a curated record. The transcript has a single exon.